Messenger RNA from Purpureocillium takamizusanense, 1289 nucleotides. RefSeq lists its product as uncharacterized. Bases 510 to 1082 code for a protein of 190 amino acids. NCBI's taxonomy places the organism in Eukaryota, Fungi, Ascomycota, Sordariomycetes, Hypocreales, Ophiocordycipitaceae. The transcript has a single exon. The record is from RefSeq and is a predicted model, not a curated record.
CUCGGCCGCUCGAAGAAGCUUGGUGUUUUGCUAGUCAGGGGUUCAGUGGGUAUCACGAUUUGCGACUGUCCAACCAUUGCCGUCCCCUGCUCCGACCGUCCGUCGAUGGGGACAGGGUACCAACUCGAUGUCAUCGUCGAGCGCCAACAAUUUCCCUCGGCCCCGUUUUCGUGGCGGCAUGUUAUUACUAGCUUGCUUGUAGGUGGACGGCUGGUGGUUCUUGAUUGUCUUCUGCCGCUUGGCCCGCCGGUAUAAUCCAAGGUUUUUCUUUUUCUUGUUCUCUCGAUUCAGCAAUAGGUCUCACGACAAGCCUUGCUGGCCCAACAUCGAUUGUAUCGUCAGCGACGUGUGUCUCUCACCCUGCAUACUCCGUGCACUUCGUCACUCGCCUGCCAGCGGCUACGACUGAAACCCCGCCAGCCUCGAGGUGUAGUGUAGGCACCGCCCGCAUCGCGAGCCAGCAAAAGCCCCCAAUCUCUCUCUCACAUAUUACGCAUUUUCACUUUACAAUGGCGUCCCGCAAGCCCAGCCUACAUGUCAUUAUGCCGGAUUGCCCUCAGGCGAGCCGCGACUUUGGAAAUCUACAGAAUGGCAUUCGCAGUCCACGCAGCCCCCGGUUCCGCGAAGUCUUCGACGCCCCGUUUUCGGAAGCGCUCAUGAACGCCUCGCGGACGACACUGGCGACAGACAGCAGCGGCAGUUAUCCUGGUCCUGACCAGCAGCACAACAGACCUGAAAUGGAGGCCAAACGCCACACUUCCCAUGGUUCAACGCGCGCCAAAACCCAAGCCCAGUCGUCGUCUCCGCUACAGUGGCGCCAAGAUAGUUGGUCGUCUUCAGAACAAAGUCGCCGUGCAAGCGUUAACGACAGAAUUCGCGAGUGGGCACGCAAAUCAUUCGUAUUCUCCCGAAAGAAUUCAGAGCAGUCGGACGACGGCUACUUUAGCCACAGCCAGCGGCGUGCCUCCAAGUCAACGGUUGUCACCCCGGCAUCCGAGGCGUCGACGCCUUGCACGUUUGCAAGCCCCGACAGAUAUUCCCGGCCAGUGGUCGCAGUAACCGAAGAGGAUGAAUCGGGAUGAGUGGCUGACUGCCGAUCGGGUACUUGGUUAACAAAGGCAAAGGGGAUAAUGGUACUCAUGGCUUAAUGACAUGACUAGAAAGCUCUGCACUGGAUGUGCGGGAGUAUUGAAUGGCGUCAAGGGGGAUUCAUGAUAUGUAAAUAUGAAGCUGCAGCUGCAGCUGCACACCCCAUGUGGUAAUGAUAAUUUCUCGCAGUAGAUGUGGGC